AUGUUUUCGUCACUUCAUCGCCGAUGCUUCAGCGUGCUAAGAUCAACACAUCCUCGUAUCCGGAAGACUGUCCCCGUAACGUGCGGCUCUGGAGGUUCUGUAGAUAUCGACUUGUACAACAUUGAUGAGUUUUCACCGUCCAAGUUCCUCGUUGUUCAUUUGCCCCCGCUGCCUGAGAGUGCCAAUGGGGUGAAGCAAUUACCAGAGUUUCUGCACGACUGGCCCGUCGCCAGUAUCAAUUACCGAUGGACGACUGAGCGCCUUAAUGCCGCCAGCCAGGAGGACGAGGAGUUCCUCAACAUCAACACUGCCGACUGGCCUGUGCCGAUGCAUGAUGUGGCAUUUGCCUACCAAUGGAUUGCAGAAGCCUUGAUGCCGCCAGACAAUGGCCGAGGCAGCAUCUACGUCUACGGUUCUCAUCUCGGCGCCAGCCUGGCCAUGUCCCUCUCCCUGACGGAAUCACACCCACAUAAACCGUUCUCUGUCCGUGGCGUCGCAACUUACAACGGCAUCUACAAUUGGACCAUGUUCCUCCCAGGCCACAAGGUCCUCGGCGCAAAGUCCGUCAGAGACGCAAUGAGGGCGAUGCGGCGUGCAAACGGGAAUGCUCGACUCGACUCCCUGCAUGGGAGACUGGUGUCCUUGUUUCAAGAGCCGGCGAAUCUGUUUGACCCCUUUGCGAGCCCGAGUCUCUUCUUUCAUAACCCGGGACUGUCUAUACCCGAGUCGUUUUAUGCUUCUGCUGAGUUUGCAGGCGUUGUGAGUGCUAUGAAGGGGGAGAAGAGCUCCCUCGGGAUGGAGACGGCUGGCACGCCUCGUAGAUCGUAUCUUGUGUUUCCACCGCGGCAGUCGACUCUCAAGAUUCCUGAGACAAUGCUCUUACAUGACGCACCGUCUCAGUCACAUUUACAUCAACAUCCACAGGAGAAAAAGACGAAGACCGAAAAAUCAAGUUUAAAAAUUCGCGAUACAAGACACACAUUCAUGGCUCAGGCAGACGAAAUGGCGAGUUUAAUGCGGCGCAGCAUCGCUCGGGUCGAGCUUAAGGAGCGGGCUAGAUGGGAUGAAGAUGUGCAAUAUUUGGCUGAGGAGCCGGAGCGCAGAAUUAAUGUUGUGGAAGCGGCAGCCGUCACCAUCCCUUUGGUACUAGCCCGAGGUACGUACUGCACUAGCCACCAGUCAGCAAGCUACAGCACCAGGUACCUACGGCACAGCACAGCACAGAGCACUUACGCUACUCCAUAUAUCAAUCAACCCACCGCUACCGCUCCGUCACUCUCCAUCCGUGACGCAAUCAUCCGUACCAACACCCUCGAUCAUCACAACAACACCGAAGCUGUCCUGCUCGACACUUUUGAUUUUACAGCUACAGACGAGGCGCUGGGAAAGCUCGUCCCGGCUCGCAUUUUGAUGGCCAUUCGGCCACGAGGCGCCAUGCGUCUGGCGGUGCUGCAAUCGGGCCUUGCCGCCUUGCUCUUCGGCUUGAGCGCCCACGCCGAAUCCUACACGCCAAAGCACGAACUGGGCCGGUGUGCCUUUCGCGGUCAGUGUGGCAAGCAGAGCCUUUUUGGCAAGGAGCUGCCGUGUGUCGACAAUGGCCUUGCGCACGAUCCGGACGAGGAUCUUCGAAAGGAGCUGGUUGAGCUCUGCGGCGCCGAAUGGGGCGAGGGGCCGGUUUGCUGUAACAUGGAGCAGGUCCAAGCUUUGAAAAGCGAAAUGGGCACUCCAAAGACGCUCAUCGGUUCUUGCCCGGCCUGCAAGACCAACUUCUUCAACCUGUUUUGCAAGUUUACCUGCUCUCCCGAUCAAUCGACCUUUAUCAACGUUACCGACGCCGCAAAAAAGAGUGGGAAGCUGCUCGUUACUGAGCUUGACCAGCUGGUCUCUGAAGAAUAUGGUUCCGGACUCUAUGACAGCUGCAAGGAGGUCAAGUUUGGAGGUGCAAACAGUAGGGCCAUGGACUUGAUUGGUGGAGGAGCCAAGAAUUACCACGACAUGCUCAAGUUCCUGGGAGACAAGAAGCCCUUUGUUGGUUCCCCCUUCCAGAUCAACUUUCCGGAAAAGUACGACGAACCCGGCAUGGAACCGAAGGAGAUGAAGCCCAAGAAAUGCAACGACGAGGAUCCAGCUUACCGAUGUGUAUGUGUCGACUGCCCCGAGGUAUGCCCUACGUUGCCGGAUGUCAAGGAGGCUGGAUCUUGCAAAGUGGGAAAGCUGCCCUGUCUUUCUUUCGCCUCCAUCUUUACGUAUGGCGUCUUGCUUCUAGCUCUUUUCACAGCCGUCUUUGGUCACAUCUUCUGGUUCAGAUACCUCAAGCGCCGCGUUGAAAGGACUCGUCUACUGCACGAAUCCUCCCACAGCGAUGAUGAGGAUGAGGGCGGGCCUAUCCUUACUGAUGCUAUGCGAGAUCAGCCCACGAAGCGGUAUUGGCUUAAUGACAAGUGCGACAAGGCAUUUCGUAACUUGGGAGACACUGCCGCGCGGUUUCCUGGCCUCACCAUAGGCAUCAGCUUGCUCGUCGUUGGCAUUCUGAGUGCUGGCUGGUUCCGGUUCGAUAUUGAGCAAGACCCUGCUCGUCUCUGGGUCAGCCCAUCUUCGGCUGCUGCGCAAGAAAAGGAAUAUUUUGACUCCAACUUUGGGCCCUUUUUCCGAGCCGAAAAGAUUUUCCUGGUCAACGACACUGAAUCUUCUGGCCCUAGCCCCGUACUCAGCUACGAGACGUUACAGUGGUGGACAGAAGUUGAAAAGAGCGUUGAGAAACUCCAGGGUUCUACCUAUGGAAGCUCACUCAGCGAUGUUUGUUUCAAGCCUACUGGUGACGCUUGUGUCAUUCAGUCUGUUACGCAAUAUUGGUACUCAAAGGGAGGAGAUAUCGACCGCAACUACUGGAAGGAGGACCUGCGCAGCUGCGCAAGGUCUCCCGUAGACUGUCGACCUGCAUUUGGACAACCCAUUGAACCAACCAUGAUCCUGGGCGGCUACGACGACGAUGUCGCUGAAUCUCAAGCCAUGACUGUCACAUGGGUCGUCAACAAUGCCCCCGAGAAUUCUAACACGCUGGCUCGUGCCAUUGAUUGGGAGAAUGCACUCCGUGAUCGACUUCUGCAAGCUCAAGAAGAGGCCAAGAGCCGCGGUCUUCGAUUGUCCUUUACCACGGAGAUUAGUCUUGAACAGGAACUCAACAAGUCUACCAACACGGAUGCCAAAAUUGUCGUCAUCAGCUACAUUGUCAUGUUCAUCUAUGCCUGUCUGGCAUUGGGUACGCCUCUGAAGCACCUCUUUGGAAACCCAGCACUGCUGCUUGUCGAAUCAAAGGUCACCCUGGGUCUCGCCGGUAUCAUCAUUGUUCUCAUGUCUAUCUCUGCGUCCAUUGGUUUCUUCUCCUGGGUUGGUUUGAAAGCUACGCUCAUCAUUGUCGAAGUCAUUCCGUUCAUCGUAUUGGCUGUCGGUGUUGACAACAUCUUCCUUAUUGUCCACGAACUUGAAAGAGUCAAUAUUAAUUUCCCAGACCAGAUGGUCGAGGAGAGAGUGGCUCGAGCUUUGGGCCGCAUGGGACCUUCCAUCUUGUUUUCAGCCUUGACUGAGACGUUUGCGUUUGCUCUUGGCUCUGCUGUUGGCAUGCCUGCUGUCCGAAACUUUGCCGCUUAUGCUGCUGGUGCGGUUCUCAUCAAUGCGGUUCUUCAGAUGACCAUGUUUGUGUCCUUCUUGGCAUUGAACCAAAUGCGAGUUGAAGAUCAUCGUUGCGAAUUCUGGCCGUGGUGGCAGAUUAAGAAGGCUAGAAUCACUCUUAAUGGCAGCAAUGGCUAUCCGCCAGCAACUGGAAGAGUGGCUGAUGCCGACGAGGAAAGCUAUUUGCAAAUAUUCAUCAGAAACACUUAUGCACCCACCCUCUUGCGAAGGCAGACCAAGGUCGCUGUCGUGGCCAUCUUCCUCGGUCUUUUGUCAGCUGCUAUCGCCUUGCUACCAGGCAUCCAGCUUGGACUGGAUCAGCGUGUUGCCAUUCCAGAUGGCUCCUACUUGAUCCCCUACUUCAACGACCUCUACGACUACCUGGAGACUGGCCCGCCAGUUUACUUUGUUACCCGCGGGGUUGAUGCGUCUCAGCGCCCACAACAGCAGGCAAUCUGCUCAAGGUUCACCACCUGCGAGCCAUUCUCCCUCACAAACACUUUGGAACUUGAGAGGCAACGAUCUGACAUUUCAUACAUCAUGUCUCCAACGGCAAGCUGGGUCGAUGAUUUCUUCCUCUGGCUGAAUCCCAUCUACGAGCAGUGCUGCAUUGAACGUGGCUCAACCUGCUUUGCAGACCGCCAACCUGCAUGGAACACCUCUCUUUACGGCAUGCCCGAGAAUGACGAGUUUAUUCAUUAUCUCAAAAAGUUCCUUGCAGCAAAGACUGAUGACGUUUGCCCACUGGGUGGCCAAGCCUCCUACGGAGAUGCAGUGGUUCUAGACGAGGAAUCUGCGCACGUCAAGGCCACUCAUUUCAGAACCGCGCAUACACGCCUUCGCAGCCAGGAAGACUUUAUCAAAGCCUACUCUUCCGCACGGCGCAUCGCCUCUGACAUCACGAAGGCUACUGGAGCGGAUGUUUUCCCUUACAGCGUUUUCUACAUCUUUUUCGACCAAUAUCUUAGCAUCAUCCAGCUGACCGCCGGUCUUUUGGGUGCUGCUGUCGGUGCCAUUUUUGUCAUUGCGUCGUUCCUCUUAGGCUCUGUUCUCACAUCCGCCAUUGUGACGUUGACGGUUAUAAUGAGUGUCGUUGACAUUAUGGGUGCAAUGGUGCUGUUUAACGUCUCCUUGAACGCUGUUUCUCUCGUGAAUCUCAUUAUUUGCGUCGGCAUCUCGGUUGAGUUCUGUGCACACAUUGCCCGAGCCUUCAUGUUCCCCUCGCGAACCGUCAUGGAGAACAGCUUCAAUGUGAAUGGACGAGAUGCUCGUGCUUGGACAGCGCUGGUCAACGUUGGCGGAUCGGUGUUUUCUGGAAUUACUGUUACGAAGCUGUUGGGCGUCAGCGUUCUUGCGUUUACGCGAUCCAAGAUUUUCGAAAUCUACUACUUCCGAGUGUGGCUGGCCCUGGUCGUCUUUGCUGCCCUUCACGCACUGGUGUUUUUGCCGGUCGCGCUGAGUCUUGGUGGAGGUGAAGGCUAUGUCGAUCCUGAGAGCGAGGGCACGGCCGCUCAAGAUUUGACUGAUAGACGAUGGCGAGCGAUUACUAUUCACGAUAAUAGCGACUCUGAAGAUGAUUACUAG
Messenger RNA from Trichoderma breve, 5253 nucleotides. RefSeq names its product patched family domain-containing protein. Gene Ontology annotation, cellular component: membrane. The transcript is spliced from 4 exons. The record is from RefSeq and is a predicted model, not a curated record. The coding region runs from base 1 to 5253 and encodes 1750 amino acids. Lineage: Eukaryota; Fungi; Ascomycota; Sordariomycetes; Hypocreales; Hypocreaceae.